Messenger RNA from Rattus rattus (black rat), 1962 nucleotides. RefSeq names its product serine protease inhibitor A3N. Gene Ontology annotation, molecular function: serine-type endopeptidase inhibitor activity. Gene Ontology annotation, biological process: negative regulation of endopeptidase activity. The coding region runs from base 12 to 1268 and encodes 418 amino acids. Lineage: Eukaryota; Metazoa; Chordata; Mammalia; Rodentia; Muridae. The transcript is spliced from 4 exons. The record is from RefSeq and is a predicted model, not a curated record.
GACUGGAGAAGAUGACCCGCCUUGUAACUCUGGAACUCUUGAUGGCUGGGAUCUGCUCUGCUAUCCUCUGCUUCCCAGACUGCAUACUGGGAGAGGACACUCUAUUCCAUGAAGACCAAGACAAGGGGACACAACUGGACAGUCUCACAUUGGCCUCCAUCAACACUGACUUUGCCUUCAGCCUCUACAAGAAGCUGGCUUUGAAGAAUCCAGAUAAAAAUGUUGUCUUCUCCCCACUUAGCAUCUCAGCCGCCUUGGCCGUUGUGUCCCUGGGAGCAAAGGGCAACAGCAUGGAAGAGAUUCUAGAAGGUCUCAAGUUCAAUCUCACAGAGACCCCUGAGACAGAAAUCCACCGGGGCUUUGGGCACCUCCUCCAGAGGCUCAGCCAGCCAAGGGAUGAGAUACAGAUCAGUACAGGCAAUGCCCUGUUUAUUGAAAAACGCCUUCAGGUCCUGGCAGAGUUCCAGGAGAAGGCAAGGGCUCUGUACCAGGCUGAGGCCUUCACAACUGAUUUCCAGCAGUCUCGUGAGGCCAAAAAGCUCAUCAAUGACUAUGUGAGUAAACAGACCCAGGGGAAGAUCCAGGGACUGAUCACAGACCUAGCUAAGAAGACAUCCAUGGUACUGGUGAAUUACAUCUACUUUAAAGGCAAAUGGAAGGUGCCUUUUGACCCUCGGGACACAUUCAAGUCUGAGUUCUACUCUGGCAAAAGGAGGCCUGUGAAAGUGCCCAUGAUGAAGCUUGAGGACGUGACCAUACCCUAUGUCCAGGAUGAGGAGCUGAACUGCACUGUUGUGGAGCUGAAGUACACAGGAAAUGCCAGCGCCCUGUUUAUCCUCCCUGACCAGGGCAAGAUGCAGCAGGUGGAAGCCAGCUUGCAACCAGAGACCCUGAAGAGAUGGAAGGACUCUCUGAGGCCCAGCAUGAUAGAUGAGCUCUACCUGCCCAAGUUCUCCAUCUCUGCCGACUACAACCUGGAGGACAUCCUUCCAGAGCUGGGCAUCGAAGAAGUCUUCUCCACACAGGCUGACCUGUCUGGGAUCACAGGGGACAAGGACCUGAUGGUCUCUCAGGUGGUCCACAAGGCUGUGCUGGAUGUGGCUGAGACAGGCACAGAAGCAGCCGCUGCCACAGGGGUCAAAUUUGUUCCAAUGUCUGCAAAACUGGACCCUCUGAUUAUAGCUUUCGACCGGCCUUUCCUGAUGAUUAUCUCUGACACAGAAACUGAAAUAGCUCCCUUUUUGGCCAAGAUAUUUAACCCCAAAUGAGAUUCGAACUUCCCAAGGGUUGAUGCUUCUCCCCAGGCAUUGAGCUUGUCUGUGGGUCUCUGUGUGCAUUUUGGCUUCCAUGCUCUGAUUGGCCAUGGCGGCAUGCCUGGAUGAGACAGUGACUAACUGUGUAACAGCCUCAUGCACAGAUUCCUGUGCAGAGUCACUGCCAUGCUCCCAAACUUCUUGGUACCACUAGUUCAUAUUCCUGAGCCUAAAAUUUGUCUUUCCCCUGCCCUUGCUCUCUCUCCCCUGUAUCUGCCUCAACCCAGAAGCCAGGGCCCCAUCAGGUUGUCUCAGUCCCAACUUAGGCUCUAGUUAGGUCUUCCUUCAGUGUUGCUGUCUUGAUGGGACUGUGCACGCUUACCGGCCAACCCACAUGGACCAAGAGGAACACUAGCUGGUCCAUAUCUUUCUGCAGUAUCUGGGAUCACUUGGUGCCCAGUGCGGCCUCACUAUUUCCUUCCUCUGGGCACUGCUCCUUGCAGCAUGGCCUGACCUUGUCCACAUCUGGCACAGAGCUGCAUGGCACCUGUGGGUCAGACCAGAUCCCCUCCCCGGCACUCCUACUUAGAGCAAUGCAGCCUUUCUUUUAGUUCCCAGCUGACCAACCUCACACAAAAGAUGACCACCAACAACCAAAAUGAAGAGGUAGGAGCAAAGGUUCAAUAAACACAUCACUGCAUUGAAUGUA